Molecule: messenger RNA, 4663 nt
Organism: Paramuricea clavata
Lineage: Eukaryota; Metazoa; Cnidaria; Anthozoa; Malacalcyonacea; Plexauridae
Source: the annotation of a GenBank genome assembly
AUGUCAGGAAAAAGCGCUCAAAUGUCUUAUUAUGGAUUUAUGGGUAGGGAUGUGUUAACGAUAUUGCCUACCGGAGCAAGGAAGUCUUUGAUCUUCCAAAGCUUCCCAAUUGUAUUUGAUGUGAUGCAUUCAUCUCAGUCUCCGAGUAUUUGCUUAGUUAUUUCUCCACUUUCCUCAUUGAUGCAAGACCAAGUGAUGUAUCUUAAUUCAGUGGGAAUAAAGGCUGCAUUUAUCGGGGAUGACCAGACGGAUGAAGAAAUUAAAUGGCAUGUAGAGACCGGGUAUUAUCAACUGGUAUAUGGCUCUCCUGAAGCGUUUUUGGCGAGCAGUCGAUGGCGAAAAAUGCUUACUGGUGAUGUAUAUCGUGAUAUAGUAUGUUUAGUUGCAGUAGACGAAGCUCAUUGCAUUCAGCACUGGUAAAGAUGAGGCCUACUCUGGGGCGGUAAAUCGCCUUAAAUCGCCUUAAAUCGCCCAAAAUCGCAUUAAAUCGCGGGUUAAAAUGGUCAAAUUUCUCUUAAAUCGCCUAAAAUCGCUUUAAAUCGCCUAAAAUCGCUUAAAAUCAUGGGCGUACUGGGUGGAGGGGACGGGGCGACCGCCCCCAGUUUCUAGCUGGGCGACCGCCCCCUCGCUUUGUUGGGCAAACAAAGCCAGCCGGGCAAUAUUCGCUUCACAGUCGGGCAAUAUUGGUUUAUUAUAGAAAUAAAUGGGACAAAUUCUGUCAAUUUUGUGGGAAAUUCUGUCAAUUAUGUGGGAAAUAUGAUAUCUAAUAGGAUUUUUUUGUAAUCACUUCUCCCUCCCCCCCCCCUCCCCAAUCACUUCUUUCCAACCCCCUAAUAUUUUCCUUCCCGUACGCCCAUGCUUAAAAUCGCAUUAACUCGCCAACAUGCAUUCUGUUUGAUACAUUCAGUCAAUAAUGUACUCAAGUUUAUCAAUUGCUGCUAUUUUGCUGGCAAAUCAUGUAUAAUCCAGGUGUUUUGCAAUCAAAAGUAAUGCAACAUGGAUAAAUCAAAUAAGUGGAUUAGGCUGACAAUAUUUAGUCACUCAAUAGGCUCCGGUCAUUAAUAAAAACAGAGCCUUUUUCUGCUUUAUGCAGACUUUACAAUAAUUAGGCAAUUCUGGGAUAUGAAAGACCCAUACAUUCCAUUACACUACCAGCAACUUAGUUACUGGUUAAUUUCAUUAUUGGUGUAAAAUGUGGAGGCUGGGCUACAAUUUAUAUGGACUAUGGUGGCUGGGCUACAAAUUAAUCUAUAAUAUACAUGGCUUCUCAAAGCCUAAUUGCUGUUAGAACAACAGUAGGAGACUGUGAUAAUGAGAGUCAAUGAGUACGAGUAUAUAAUAAGGCCAUCCUGCAAUUUGUGCACUGUUGCAUGUAGAUCGAGCACUGCAUUGUAUACAAUGGUUGUACUUCGACAUGUGCAUGGUUAUACUCUAGCUGCUAGUUAUAAUUAUAUUGGCUAUCAUACGAAAAACAUACGUGAGGUUUAAUAUGAGCGAGAUUUGCAAGUUUUGCAACUCUCGUCUAUUAAAUUUUCCAGACCUGUAUAUAAAAUAAACAGUAAAACAAUGAUUACAUCGUACAUACCAUACAAUCUUUGUUGUUGCUUGUUUGCUUUAUCAGGUAAAAGACUUAAAACCACGAUGUAGUGCGCGGUGUGCCAUUUGUUUAAUAUCAUUUUGUUUAGUAUUUUUUUUUAAAUAAUUUAGAAUUCCGACCAUUUAUAUGCGAUGUACUUCAUGUAAAUUAAACUUUACGGCAUUACGCCGACAGUUUCCGAAUGCGUGACAAUACUGUUUCAAACUGUUUCUGGAUAUAGAUAUCAAACAUAAUUUUAUAAAACAUGUUUGUUGAAACAGUUUAAAUAAAAUGCAAGCUAAAUAAAGAAGUGUUGACAAGAUACAAAACAAGACAAUUUCACUUACAAGGGUGACAAGGUAAUUUAUAGGAAUAUAGCUUAUUGUAACUGUAUAAAUAUAUUGUGCGUUUCUACUCCCUGUGGGCUGUGGUUCUUUUGGAAAUCAAAUAGCUAUUAUAUUUUGCAAUUAAUAAUAUUAAAGUUUAGCCUAAGACAUGUGUAGUUUAGUUAUAGGUUGGUAUUUUGCAAUUAUGUACCGUACAUGCCCCCUUAAGUAGAGUAUAUUUAUUAACUGUUUACAAUAUUUGUGGUAUAUAAUGUAGCCAUGAAUGCAUGACCACAUGACCCCACAAGAUGAACUCCAAUGGCUUCUAAAUAAGACAAUGGAUGAAAAGUUCACGAAUAUUGAGCUUUAUAUAUGAUUCGGGUUAAAUACAAUAAUUAUUAACCUAGCUUUAUAUAAAAUGUACAUACAUGUUCUAAUAAUUGUAUUUUGCUUCAUACAAUGCAUAUGUGUCAAUGUGUGUGAAAACAUUACAUUAUUCAGCUCACUCCCCUUUGGGGCUUUUCAGUCACCGCUUACAUAAAGUAUUAGGCUUACUUAUGUUAGUCUAGACUAUAUAUCUUUAUAACAAUGAGAAUAUGAUAUCACUUUUCUAACUGUGUUUAUUCUAACCCACCCUGCCAUAUUUUGCCUUGUGGGAGGAAACCGGAGCAAAAUAUAAAAUUCAAUUACCUUGAAAACACAGGUCUAAAUUGCAAUCCCUAAAAUUUAGAAUUUUCUCUUAAAUCGCCUUAAAUCGCCUAAAAUCGCAUUAAAUCGCAGUGCUUGAAAGUCCCAGUUUUUCCUUAAAUCGCCUAAAAUCGCCCAAAAUCGCAUUAUAUCGCAGCGAUUUAAGGCGAUUUACCGCCCCAGAGUAGGCCUAAGAUGCUAAUUUCAAUUGCUUACUUGAUUUUUUUUUAUACUGUGUACUGCCAACACUUAGUCAUUUAUUAAUGAUGAUAAAUGAUGAUAUUUUGUUGACAUACUUGACUUGUUACAGUAAUAUUAAUAAGGAUUUAAUAUAUUAAUGUUACAGUAAGAUUGUAUAAAAUAUUAAAGUAUAAGGGUAUCUUAUAGUAAAAGCAUUAGAUAGUCUGUGAAUGUUUGAUUUGUGAAUGUUAAUUAUUUAUUUCAUUUUUUUUGUAGGGGAUAUGCAGUCAAGAAAGGAGAACAAGCUUUUCGCAAAUGGUUUUCCAGGAUAAAUGAGAUGCGUUCACUGCUAAAGAAAAUACCAAUCCUGGCCCUCACUGCCACUGCAACCUUGGCAACAAAGAAUAAAAUAGUUCGGGCAUUGGAAAUGGACACAUGUGAGGUUAUAAAUCAAAGUCCAAAUAGAAAGAAUAUAGUAUAUUCUGUCCAGGCUGUAACUGGUGGUGCACAUCAGACAUUUGGUCCAAUUAUAAAAGAACUGAGAGAAAAAACAGUUAGUUUUGAGAGAAUCAUAAUCUAUUGUCAAACUAUUAAAAUUUGUUCACACAUAUAUGGUGUAUUCAAAGAGGAAAUGGGUGAAGAUAUGUAUGUUUCAACUGGUGAUAUCACAAGUGGAAUGGUUGAAAUGUAUCAUUCCAGGAUUGAUGAAUUGAAUCGUGAUAAUAUUGUGAAGGAUUUUUCAAUACCAAAUGGACAUAUAAGGGUUUUGAUUGCAACAAUAGCAUAUGGGAUGGGGAUCAAUUGUCAAGGGGUAAAAUCCAUUGUGCAUUAUGGUCCAUCUAGAAAUGUUGAAGCAUAUCUGCAAGAAAGUGGUAGAGCUGGUAGAGAUUCUUCUGAUAUGUGCAAAGCUGUCAUAUUGUAUUCAAAUGUUAUGUUGAAGUAUUGUGAUGAACCAAUGACAGAAUAUGCCCGAAACAGUACAGUUUGCAGACGGACAAUGCUGCUGUCUUAUUUUCAAUCAGAGCUAUAUGAUAUAGAGAAGCCUUUAUUACUUCAUGAAUGUUGUGACAUCUGUCAAAGACAUUGCCAUUGUGAUGGCACAGUUUGUAGUGCAGUAUCUAUUUAAAUAAUGCAAAUCAUUAAAAACUUGCAUAGCAUAACCUGUUGCUAUGGCUAUAGCUUCACCACUGACAUUAUUAUAAUUAUUAUACAAACAAAAGCAAGAAAUUAUAAGCAUUGAUUAAGGUAUUCAUAUAAAACCACCCAUGGCAAGGAAGUACUGUAGAAUUAGAAUAUUUAGGGCCUGUUUAUAUGAUCCAGGCGGGACGGGAUGCCUACCGAGAUCCCGCUCGUAAUACAAAUUCUAAAGAGUGUUUUGAAUAUGAUCCCGCCACUUAUUCUGCCGAUACAGGAUCUCGGCAACAGAUGCCGGGAUCCCGCAUAAGCGAGAUAAAAAAUUCCCAUAUAAACACUUCAUCCUGGCUAGGCGGGAUGAAUUUUCCCCUUUUGAGCAUGCGUAAAUGCUUUUAUUGCAACAAAAAUAUGACGUCAAGCACUUAAAUGGCUUCAUCCCGGCAAUGAAUUUUGUCCAUAAAAACAGUAGACGAGUAUCCCGUCUAGGUGGGAUGAAAACGUCCCAUCCCGUCUAGGCGGGGUCAUAUAAACAGGCCCUUAGAUGACCUUUGUGCAAAGUGUUUGAUAUUCAAAUUGCACUUUUCCUGCCUCCUAAACAGGCUGGCCUUAGGGGCUGUUUACAUAUUGAAAUAAGUGACUAUAGGCUAGAAAAAGUAAAUUGUACUGUAUUUAAAGCUAAUUCUCAAUGGCAAGAGCAGUCACGAGACAGUGACCAUGUGUACGGGAAGUCUGUGUUAAAGGAUGCAUUGAAUAAAGUCAG